GAGCGCGAGAGCCGAAAAUUCAGCUGAAACUUUCACACAUCACCUGUUUGGUUCUGUUCCGAAUGGAGAGAGAGAGUGAGAGACGGUAGGUUUUGAAGACCCACAAGCUUUCUUCUUCUGGCAUUCCUCCUAGCAGUCACUGAGAACAAGGCUUCGAUGGAAAGGAUAAGUAUUAUAGGAGUGUUUCUGAUUUUUCUCCUGUCCCAAUGUCACCAAUUUCAAGCGUUAGGAGACUUAAUAAGGACAAGGGGACUUCAUUUUGAGCUUCAAGGGAACCCUUUUUUCGCCAAUGGGUUUAAUGCUUACUGGCUCAUGUACACAGCAUCAGAUCCGUCUCAGAGAGCUAAAGUCUCCAACGCCUUCAGAGAAGCUUCGAGCCAUGGACUCACUGUAGCUAGAACUUGGGCUUUCAAUGACGGUGGCAACAAUGCUUUACAGUAUUCUCCAGGAUCAUACAAUGAACAAAUGUUCAAGGGUUUGGAUUUUGUGAUUUCUGAGGCGAAAAGGUAUGGGAUCCGGCUUAUACUGAGUUUUGUGAACAACUACGAAAACUUUGGGGGGAAGAAGCAGUAUGUGCAGUGGGCUAGAAAUCAAGGGCAGAACAUUGGAUCUGAUGAUGAGUUUUUCACUAAUAAUGUUGUUAAAGGAUACUUUAAGAAUCAUGUUAAGACUGUGCUUACGAGGUACAAUACCGUAUCCGGAGUUAUUUACAAGGAUGACCCUACCAUCUUUGCGUGGGAGCUCAUGAAUGAGCCUAGAUGCCCUUCAGAUACCUCCGGGAACACCAUACAGACAUGGAUCACAGAAAUGGCUGCUCAUGUAAAAUUUAUAGAUAGCAAUCACUUGCUUGAAGCUGGUCUUGAAGGAUUUUAUGGGCCUAAAUCACCCUCAGAGUUGCAAACAAAUCCAGGCAUUGAAGUGGGAACUGACUUCAUCUCCAAUAAUCUGAUUCCAGGAAUUGAUUUUGCUACACUCCAUUCAUAUCCAGACCAAUGGUUACCAAGCUCAACUGAUCAAUCCCAACUUCAAUUUUUGAACAAAUGGCUCGAUGCCCAUAUACGAGAUGCCAGCAAUGUUAUCAAGAAGCCCCUUCUCUUAACAGAGUUUGGCAAAUCUUGGAAGGAUCCAGGUUACAGCAGUUACCAAAGAGAUGCUCUUUUUAACACAGUAUACCGGAAAAUCUACCAGUCCGCGAGGACUGGAGGUGCAACAGCAGGUGGCCUCUUUUGGCAGCUUUUCACUGAAGGCAUGGACUCAAUGAGAGAUGGAUAUGAGAUCGUUUUGAACGAGACUCCAUCGACAACAAAGAUCAUCUCCAGCCAAUGCAGGAUGCUUCGAUACCUUGGUAAAAUGCUUGCCAGGGAGCGGAACAUUGCUAGGCUGGAGAGGGCGAAGGCCAUCAGAGAGGCUCAACAAGGUGGAGGAAUUAAAGGAAAUGGUAACUGAAGAUAAUGGUUGCUUCUGCACUUUGUAACACAAAUGCAGCUAUUUCAUUUAUUGCUACUGUUGCAUUUGUUAGUUUUUUAAGCUUUGUGUUUUUCCUUGGCAUGGUUUUCAUAUUGAAGAGGAGAGGAGUUGUUGGGGUGUUUAUAACAUAGUUUGUAAUAUAUAUGUAUCUGUAAGAGGUGCCGCGUACCUCGGCCAUUUGGUUGGCAUCCUCGGUGUACUACCCCUCUGGACAGGGGUUCGAAUCCCCUCUAGUGGCCUUAAGGUGGUGGUACUCAAAAUUUUAGGCAUGUUAGGAGUGGCUGGAGACUCGUAUAAUAGACUUUGGUCAUUACUUUUUUUUUAAAAAAAUAAUAAUAAAAAAUGUAUCUGUAAGAGAUCAUGAUGGUA
Messenger RNA from Phalaenopsis equestris, 1836 nucleotides. RefSeq names its product mannan endo-1,4-beta-mannosidase 1-like. Gene Ontology annotation, molecular function: hydrolase activity, hydrolyzing O-glycosyl compounds. The record is from RefSeq and is a predicted model, not a curated record. NCBI's taxonomy places the organism in Eukaryota, Viridiplantae, Streptophyta, Magnoliopsida, Asparagales, Orchidaceae. Bases 157 to 1446 code for a protein of 429 amino acids. The transcript is spliced from 5 exons.